Molecule: messenger RNA, 681 nt
Organism: Pelecanus crispus (Dalmatian pelican)
Lineage: Eukaryota; Metazoa; Chordata; Aves; Pelecaniformes; Pelecanidae
Source: RefSeq, a predicted model, not a curated record
CCAUUUCCAUUGGUUUCUUCUUCACGAUGGUUAGUGAAAAGGGGUGAAUUAACAGCCUAUGUAGAAGACACUGGACUUUUUUCUAAAAGAACUUCUAAGCAGCAGGUGUACUUCUUCCUCUUCAACGACGUCCUCAUUAUCACCAAGAAGAAGAGUGAAGAGAGUUACAACGUCACAGAUUAUUCUUUAAGGGACCAGCUGGUGGUACAACAGUGCGACAGCGAGGACCUGACUUCUUCUCCUGUAAAGAACGCUUCAGCUAUGCUCUACUCGCGGCAGAGUUCUGCAGCUCACCUCUUCAGGCUAGUGGUCCUCAGUAACCACGCAGGGGAGAAGGUGGAGAUGCUCCUGGGAGCAGACACUCAGAGUGACAGAGCUCGCUGGAUUACAGCACUUGGACAGGACAGAGACGGGCAGAAAACGGACAGGACAACUUUGACUCAGGUAGAGAUCAUCAGAACUUACACAGCAAAACAGUCAGAUGAACUGUCUCUUCAAGUUGCCGAUGUUGUUUUGGUUUAUCAAAAAAUGAAUGAUGGUUGGUAUGAAGGAGAACGAUUGCGGGAUGGCGAAAGAGGUUGGUUUCCCAUGGAGUGUGCUAAAGAAAUCACGUGUCGUGCCACAAUCGACAAGAACAUGGAGCGGAUGGGACGCUUACUUGGACUCGAAACCAACGUGUAG